Molecule: messenger RNA, 1135 nt
Organism: Falco peregrinus (peregrine falcon)
Lineage: Eukaryota; Metazoa; Chordata; Aves; Falconiformes; Falconidae
Gene: VOPP1
Product: VOPP1 WW domain binding protein
Exons: 5
Coding region: 359-865 (168 amino acids)
Cellular component (GO): cytoplasmic vesicle membrane
Source: RefSeq, a predicted model, not a curated record
GGCCUCUUUGUGCCGCCCGCCCGGGCGCCGCGCUGCCCGCCUCCCGCCUCGCCUGGCCGCGGCGCUGCCCGCCGGGCUCCGGCCGCCGCUGCCCGCGGGGAUCGGCGGGCCAGCCCGCCCUCGUCCUCACCCUCUGCUGCGGGGCUUCCCCGCCCCCGGCCCGCUCCGCCUCACACCCUGCCCCCGGCGCGGCUGCCGGCCGCCCCUUCCCCCGUCAGCCCGCCCUGCCUGCUGCCCCGCCGCGCCGGUGGCCGUGGCCCUCCCGGCGCUGGGGAUGGUGCCGCUGACAGCGCCCGUCCGCGCCUGAGCCGGCAGGGCGAGCCCGCCGCUGUGGGAGGAGGAGGAGGAGGAGAGAGAGAUGAACCGCUUCCAGCCCGGGGUCGCGCUGCUGCUCUCGCUGCUCUGGGAGUGUACGGAGGCCAAAAAGCAUUGCUGGUACUUUGAAGGAUUAUAUCCUACAUACUAUAUAUGUCGCUCCUAUGAGGAUUGCUGUGGUUCAAGAUGCUGUGUAAGAGCUCUCUCUAUCCAGCGACUAUGGUAUUUUUGGUUCCUUUUGAUGAUGGGAGUUCUGUUCUGUUGUGGAGCUGGUUUCUUUAUCCGAAGGCGGAUGUACCCUCCUCCACUAGUAGAAGAACCUACUUUUAAUGUGUCUUACACCAGACAACCAGUCAACACUGCAUCAGGGUCACAACAACCCGGAGUGCCGUAUUACACAGAUCCAGGUGGACCUGUGAUGAAUCCCAUGGCUAUGGCUUUCCACGUCCAGCCCAAUUCCCCACAAGGAAACCCGGUUUACCCACCCCCACCUUCCUACUGCAACACGCCACCUCCCCCUUACGAGCAGGUGGUGAAAUCCUCCACGUGAGGACUCUUUGGCUCUCUGACCUGACUGUGUGAGAAGAAGGUGCCAUUGCAAAAUGACCGAGAUGGAGGGCAUCUGCCCUUUUGAACACUUGCUAGUUCUCCAAGUCCUCUCUCCCUCCCUUCCCUGCACCUUUCCUCAUUAAAGUUACUUGCAAAGGGGUGAUUUUUAAAUAUUAUUUUUUUUAGUAGAAGUGGAUUUUUUCUUUGUCCUCAAAAUGAGAGAAGUUGUCUUUGUAAUGCUUUUAAUGGAAACCUAUAUUUAAAACCUGUA